Molecule: messenger RNA, 1272 nt
Organism: Aspergillus versicolor CBS 583.65
Lineage: Eukaryota; Fungi; Ascomycota; Eurotiomycetes; Eurotiales; Aspergillaceae
Product: lactonase family protein
Exons: 2
Coding region: 1-1272 (423 amino acids)
Molecular function (GO): 6-phosphogluconolactonase activity; protein binding
Source: RefSeq, a predicted model, not a curated record
AUGUCCGCGAUACCUGGCCUACGCACCUUGGCCAGCUUGGGUCUAUCCCUUGUCUCCAUCCCAGCGCUUGCGACCCAAGCUCAAGCCCAAACAACGGCCGCGACACUCUUCGCAACGCAUUACAACACGAAGUCGAUCUAUACGCUUUCGCUGUCGCGCGCGUCCAAUGGGUCGUAUACGCUGACUGAGUCGUCGAAGCUCGAGACGUGCGGGGAGUAUCCCAGCUGGAUCACGCUUGAUGCGGAGACAGGGACGAUCUAUUGCUCUGACGAGUAUGGGUGGAAGAAUGAACAGGAGACCGUGAACGGGUCGUUGACUGCGCUGUCUGUUGAUGAGGGCGUGUUGACCGAGAUUGCGAAAACAGAUGCGGCGCCAAGUGGUGUGAACAAUGUUGUUUAUGAGGGAGACGGAGGGGAGCAGUAUCUUGCGAUUGCGCAUUACUCUGGCUCCGCGGUCUCAACAUAUGCGCUUCCGCUGGAAGACGGGGCCGAUCCACUACAACUCUUCGAAUUCGAAUUAUCCGCGCCCGGUACGGUCCCCGCAAACCAGGAUGCGCCUCAUCCACACCAAGCUCUCCUCGAUCCGACUGGAGCCUUUGUUCUCGUUCCCGAUCUAGGCGCAGACCUUGUCCGCGUCUUCGCCAUUGACAAGGCGAAUGGUAAACUCAACACUUGCCCGCCAUUGAACUACACAUUGGGUGGGGGCCCGCGACACGCCGUGUUCUCGACUGCAUCAGAGGAUCAGCAACUUCGACUUCAGGGUAGCCGUGCUCCACGUGAUACUGCUGGAACAGUUCUCUACGUAGCUGGGGAGUUGAAUGGCAAAGUCGAGGCCUUUGCCGUUUCGUACCAGGAAAGCGGAUGUCUUGCAUUCAAGCAGAUCGAGGCGGAGGUGCCGUACCCGGAGGAGUUUCCCGAGGGUGCCUCCCUCGGUGAGAUCAGACUGGCUGAUAGCCACUUGUACGUUUCUGUGAGAUCGGACAAGGCGUUUGAUGGGAAUGACUCUAUUGCAAAGCUUGACUUGGAUCGUGAUGGCAACUUUGAGUUUCAGAAUAUCAACUCCUCCGGCGGCGAAGUUCCGCGCACAUUUGCGAUCAACAAGGCCGGCGAUCUGGUUGCUGUCGGGAACCAGGUCUCUUCUAAUGUUGCUAUUGUUGAGCGGGACCCCGAUACUGGCCUUCUGGGUAGCGUUGUAACGAGCCUGUUCAUUGGAACCCCUGGCGACCCUGACAACUCACUUUCGGGGCUAAGCAGCAUCAUCUGGGAUGAGUAA